Rhodamnia argentea is the source of this 1669-nucleotide messenger RNA. RefSeq names its product probable sugar phosphate/phosphate translocator At3g11320. Lineage: Eukaryota; Viridiplantae; Streptophyta; Magnoliopsida; Myrtales; Myrtaceae. Gene Ontology annotation, cellular component: Golgi apparatus. Bases 387 to 1310 code for a protein of 307 amino acids. The record is from RefSeq and is a predicted model, not a curated record. The transcript has 4 exons. Gene Ontology annotation, molecular function: antiporter activity.
AUCAACGACGACAAUCCAUUUCCUAAACGCGUCCCUCUUCCUCUGCUUCACCUCCCUCCCUCUAAUCUGUCUGCAGAGGAACGCGCAUUUCGUCGUCAAUCCUUCGAUUUUCUGACACCAAUCUCGCCAUCCAUCACCUGGUUUUAUCUCUCUGGAGCUCGCUCAAUCUCUCUCUGUCUCUUCCUCUCUCUCAUGAAACUCUGUUCAGAGAUUCAUGGGGUCUCGUAGCUCGUUCGUCCUCGUGUUCUCCAAUCCCACAUUACUCAGAUCUCUUCGCUCCGAUCGACAAGGCCGUAUCCUCCUGCCGGUGCCGAUCUAGCGAGCCCCGACCUCAUCCAAACCCCCGGACCGCCGACGAUUAGUCGAUUUUCUCCUCCUCCUCCACGAUGAAGCCCACCAGCAGAUUCUUCACGAUCGGGCUCGUCACCUCGUGGUACUCGUCCAACAUCGGCGUCCUCCUGCUCAACAAGUACCUGCUCAGCAAUUAUGGGUUCAAGUACCCGAUCUUCCUCACCAUGUGCCACAUGACCGCUUGCUCCUUGCUCAGCUACAUCGCCAUCGCGUGGAUGAAGAUGGUCCCUAUGCAGACCAUUCGAUCCAGGGUCCAGUUCUUCAAGAUCACGGCCCUCAGCCUCGUGUUCUGCGUGUCGGUCGUCUUCGGCAACAUCUCCCUCCGGUUCCUGCCCGUGUCCUUUAACCAGGCGAUCGGGGCCACGACGCCCUUUUUCACCGCGGUCUUCGCCUAUCUGAUGACGCUCAAGAGGGAGGCUUGGCUUACGUAUAUAACUCUGGUUCCUGUGGUUACCGGGGUUGUCAUCGCCAGUGGGGGUGAACCAAGUUUCCAUCUCUUUGGCUUUAUCAUGUGUGUGGCAGCUACUGCAGCACGGGCAUUGAAAUCUGUUCUGCAAGGGAUCCUCCUUUCUUCUGAAGGGGAGAAGCUGAAUUCUAUGAAUCUGCUAUUAUACAUGGCUCCCAUAGCUGUGGUGUUUCUCCUCCCAGCAACACUUAUCAUGGAGGAAAAUGUGGUUGGCAUUACCCUAGCUUUGGCAAGAGAAGAUUUUAGGAUCAUUUGGUAUCUGCUUUUCAAUUCAUCACUUGCGUAUUUUGUCAACUUGACCAACUUUUUGGUCACAAAACAUACCAGUGCUCUGACUCUCCAGGUGCUGGGAAAUGCAAAGGGCGCUGUAGCAGUGGUGGUGUCAAUCUUGAUUUUCAGAAAUCCUGUGUCUGUCACAGGAAUGCUUGGCUACUCCUUAACGGUCUUAGGAGUUAUACUCUACAGUGAAGCCAAAAAGAGGAGCAAAUCAUAAUUAUUCGCUGAAGAAUUAAGAGCCUUAUAUUUGUUUUCCAGCAUUGGGCGAUUUAGUGGAGGCAAGUUGGGCUUGUGCUAGCGGCUGGUGAAGGUCUCGCCUAUCAUUCUAUUUUUCCCCCCUGGAAGCCUGGAGGUGGUUUCCACUGUGUUAGCAACAAUUAGACAAGAUUAGUCCAAAGUAGAAAAUUCAAUAAGUGAAUGAUUUGUCUCUUAUGUUUCCAGUUUUUGGGGUUGUGGAGAUACAUCAUUUUCUUUUAUAUUCUUUUAUAGAGGCUGUAGAAUUGAGUAUCAACACAACCAAUCUGUUAUUGACGUUUCUUACAGUGAUUAACUAAUGAAAGGAGAUCGUGAUUUUAA